Zea mays is the source of this 1524-nucleotide messenger RNA. RefSeq lists its product as uncharacterized. Gene Ontology annotation, molecular function: metal ion binding. Bases 119 to 1246 code for a protein of 375 amino acids. Lineage: Eukaryota; Viridiplantae; Streptophyta; Magnoliopsida; Poales; Poaceae. The record is from RefSeq and is marked validated. The transcript is spliced from 4 exons.
CUCCGUCUCAGAACGCCCCAGCCUUCCACCUCGAACUCCGCGGCGCCCAGCGCCCUCGGUAACCGCCCCCCGCCCCGCCACAGAGACAGGUCGACGAGACAGACAAAGGCCGGCCGCCAUGGGAGAGGACAAGAAGGCGGGCAACAAGGACGCCGCCGGCGGCGACAAGAAGAAGGACGCCGGCGCCGGGGCCGCGCCGCAGCCCAUCGUGCUGAAGGUCGACUUGCACUGCGCCGGCUGCGCCAACAAGGUCCGCAAGGCCAUCAAGCACGCCCCAGGUGUGGAGUCGGUGACGCCGGACAUGGCGGCGGGUAAGGUGGUCGUGACCGGUCCGGCGGACGCGGUGGAGCUCAAGGAGCGCAUCGAGGCCAGGGCGAAGAAGCCCGUGCAGAUCGUCUCCGCCGGCGCCGGCCCACCCAAGAAGGAGAAGGACAAGGAGAAGGAGAAGGAUAAGAAAGCGGACGGCGGCGAGAAGAAGGCGGACAAAGAGAAGGGCGGCGGCGGCGGCGGAGAGAAGAAGGCCGACAAGGAAAAGGGCGGCGGAGAGAAGAAGGCCGACAAGGAGAAGGGCGGCGGCGAGAAGAAGGCCGACAAGGAGAAGGGUGCCGACAAGCCCAAGGAGGAGAAGAAGAAGCCCAAGGAGGAGACUGUGACGCUGAAGAUCCGGCUGCACUGUGACGGCUGCAUCGAGCGCAUCAAGCGCCGCAUCUCCAAGAUCAAAGGCGUGAAGGACGUGGCGUUCGACGCCGCCAAGGACCUGGUGAAGGUGACCGGCACCAUGGACGGCGCCGCUCUGCCGGCGUACCUCAGGGAGAAGCUCAGCCGGGACGUGGAAGUGGUGGCGCCCGGCAAGAAGGACGGCGGCGGCGGCGGUGACAAGAAGGACAAGGGCGCAGGAGACGGGGGAGAUAAGAAGAAGGACGGUGGCGGCGGCGGCGGCGGCGGGGCCGAGGAGAAGAAGGACAAGGCCGGGGCCGCGGCCGCCUCCGCGUCGGUGGCGCCGCCGCCCCUGGCCGACGCCGGCAUGUACCAGGUGCCGCCGCACUACGGGUACGCGCCGUACCACCAGCCGGCUCCAGGCGGCUACUACGGUGCCGCCCCACCGCCCAACCACCACGCCGGCUUCUACCCCAACGGCGGCGGCGUCCAUUACCCGCCCGCGCCAGCCUACGCGUACGGCCCCACCCACCUCCACGCGCCCCAGAUGUUCAGCGACGAGAACCCCAACGCCUGCUCCGUCAUGUGAACUCGCUCGCUUCGCCGGUUUGCCGCCGCCGCCGCGCCUUGGCACCCCCUUCCUCCGUGUGAGACCAAGAACCAUGGGCUUGUCCUGGAUUAGCGGUGUCUUUAGUUAAAAUUAUCAGUGAGUAGUAGCUAGCUUAAGCAGUGCUCCGAUCCGAGAUCAGUUCUUCCAGCAGACCUGUGUAAAUGAGAGUCUCGCCGCCCCGCCCCGCCCCGCCCCGGUGUAACGCAUCGUCAUGUGUAAAAUCUAUCCGGACCCGAUAAAGUUUUGCCCUUCUGUCA